AUGAUGCUCCUAUCUUGUUGGAGGCCGUUGCAGAACGUAUGGUACAGACCGAUAAGGCUGUUCGCCCAGAUGGCUGCUCCUUUGAAGUUUACAGUACGACCGAAACAAAGGUCCUCCCCCAUGAAAUUCCAAUCGGCGUUCGUAUCCGAUGAUGAAGUAUCGAAGACUUUGCGUAAAGUACUUGCCACUCAAAACGACAAGGCUGACCAAUUUAUAGCAUCCCUAGUCGACCAUUAUGAGAGUGGGUCGCAGUGGACGAAAACCCAGAGGGCUUGGGCGCACUUCUUUGCGACCAAACUACGUUACCGCACCUACGGUGAUGGUGACCAGUGCCAAGCGCCCCUCGUUUUCACAUUACUGAAGAAACCGAACGCAUCAAUGCCGGACCUCGAGAACGACUCGAUCUUCAAGUCCCCCUUCAAGUCGGAUGAUGAGGCUCGUGGAGUGAUUAGAGACCUCUCGGAGGAAGAGGCGACGGAGGCGGGGUCCAUGGUCGUAUCAUUGCGGCACUUGGUUGUCAAUGACCGACCCUGGCCGCCGUACUUGAGGGGGUGGGGGCAUUACAUGGCGCAUCAGUUGAAGAGUGGACGAAGAUCUUUUCCGACGGUGCUGGCGGACCACUGGCUCCUGGAUAGAAGUGAUGAGGACGAGGAUCUCCCUGAAGGCACUGGAUUGAGGAAACCUCCUCGAGGUGUGAAGAUGCCGCGGAGGGGUGGGUUCAGACAGGGUGCAUUGGACGGCGCUGACCUCGAGAGUAGAUACGAGGUCGCUCAGCUUGACGUUGGGGAUAUUGUGAUUGAGGCGGCAGACGACAGUCAUGAAAAGCUCAUCGUUGAGAGGAAGACUAUUCGAGACCUCUUGUCCUCGCACAGAGACGCCCGUCUCCGGAAUCAGCUGUCGGCGUUAUUGGAGACCGUUGACUACCAGAGGCAUCGAGUGAUCGUGUUGUUGGAAGGCUCUGUGGAUAGCAGCUACAAUACAGAAGUUGUAUACGGGUACAUGGUGAGGCUUCCAAUAAGGGACCGAUUGGUACUCUUGCGAACUGAAUCGCUGCAUGAGACAAUUACUUUGCUCGAUAAAAUGGUACGGAGUUUCAAGAAGCUGUGUGCCGGGCCGUCAGAGUUCGCCCCAGCGAAGAUAUCCUCCCAUGUGAUGAAAGCUCAGAAAACGGCAGACCGUAGCAUGAUCAAUAUGCUCAUGGCAGUGAAGGGAGUAUCGAUGCGCACUGCAUAUCACACGGCGAAGAGGUUCCCGAAUAUGAGGCGGCUGGUGAAGGCCCUCGAGAAGCCUGGCGGGCUAGACUAUCUGGCGAGAUCGACGCAGUCUCGUAUGAGUCAACUGAUUGCUCAUAGAGUGGCGGCCUCGGUGAUGGGGGAGGAUUGGUGCCCAAUACCUGCGGCCGGAGAAGAGUUCUCCGAGCAGCUCAGAACGGCUGGCAUUCGCGGAGUCCAGCACGAUAUGGUAUUCAAACGCGUCCGGUCCAUGGAGGAGCUCAGGACAAUGCUGGGAGGAUCCUCUGAUAAGUUGAAGUUCUUGACCGUUGAUUGGGGCCUCGAGGAGAAGACAGCGAUCAGCGUCAUCAGACUGGCAUGCGGUGACGAUUCUCCCGAAUAUCGAGCAUAUCUUUUAGCUGAAGAGUUGGCCGAUAAUGUCAAUGGCAUCACACGUGAGACGGCCCUUGUAGUGGUUGGUGAGUGUUGUACACUGAAGGAGCUGAGGGAAAUAAUACCAACAGCAGCUUCGGAAUUGGAUGCUUGGUGGCAGCAGCUCGGUCUGAGACGCCGAGCCUUCCAUCGGCUCCUUCGUUACGUAUUAACCGAUGAUCCGCAUCAUCCCAUUACGGCACGUAUUGCCGUUGAAGAGCAACUCCUCGACAGAGGUAUCGAUACCAAGCUAGCGAUCAUCGUGUCUAGUCUGUAUCCUUCUAUGGCGGAGCUAGAGGGAGCGUUGAAAGAAAGCAAAUCGUUGGUUGCGGAGUUGAAGCUGUCGCCCAGCAACCAAACUAAGCUGUUCUCUCUAUGUUCCACGUGAUAUGAGCGUUUUCAUAAUAUUGAUC
Messenger RNA from Perkinsus marinus ATCC 50983, 2056 nucleotides. RefSeq lists its product as hypothetical. Gene Ontology annotation, cellular component: Holliday junction resolvase complex; nucleus. Gene Ontology annotation, biological process: double-strand break repair via break-induced replication; DNA catabolic process; resolution of meiotic recombination intermediates. The transcript has 11 exons. The record is from RefSeq and is a predicted model, not a curated record. Gene Ontology annotation, molecular function: crossover junction DNA endonuclease activity; DNA binding; 3'-flap endonuclease activity. Lineage: Eukaryota; Perkinsozoa; Perkinsida; Perkinsidae. Bases 1 to 2031 code for a protein of 676 amino acids.